UUGGCAUUGGGUCUUCGCUCGGCAUUCUCAUUCUCAUUUCCUUGGCGUUCUCGCAAGUGUUGCCAUCGUGGCAGCGCUGCCCGGGUUUACGACCUUCUGGUUGGCGUUCUUUCCUUCCCACUUCUGCCCUUCUGGGGUCUAUCGUUGCUCGUUGCUCGAUGCUCGAUUCUCAGUUUUCAGUUCUCGAUGCUCAGUUCUGAGUUCUCUGUUUUUGUGCCAUGCUCACCUCGCAUCCUCAGAGCCUCACAACCUCGCCGGCAUCUCCUCGACAACCACCUCGGUAUAUCUGUAUCUAUGUAUCUAUAUAUCUGUAUCUGCGUCGACUGCGCUGCAACCGAAACGAACGGAACGAACCCAAGCGCGCCUUGUGUCAAAGUGAACAGCAAAUAUUAUUUUUUGGACACUUUGCCAUCAGGUCGCCGUCGCGUCGCCCGGAGCUCAAACGACGACUACUUGCUGCCACUCGUCCUGCUCCCCGUUCGGUGGGCAUUGUCCUGCGGAGCUCCUGGAGUUCCUGGAGUCGCAUUCGAAGUCUGACUGUGGGUACCGGAGCCACGGCCUUUGUCUUCGGCGGCGGCGGCGUUGCACCAAUUGUGCACCAAUCCGACAACAAAAGCCAAAAACGCUGCAGAUGGGAACCCAAAAGUAUACGAGAAGUCAACCCAAAGUAUAUAAAGAAAAUGAAAGAAGUGGCUGUAAAUCAAAAAGAGCCGGUUCGGCAUCGUUUGUUGCCAAAAAUACCAAAAUUAAUUAUAAUAAUGACAAAGAACAAGCAAUUUGACCCCGCGUUCGCAUCCGCAUUCGAAUCCGCAUCCGCGCGCGUUCGGUUGGCCAAUUGUGAAUGUGGAUUACAAAUUCGCGUGUGCGACUUGAGAAAACAAUUGGAUAUGAAAAACCUGGGCAAAAAUGUAUUUGCCAGCAUUUCCGCCUUGCGGUUUGGCAGCUGAAGGGACAGUGAGUGGUGCAGCUUUUGGACCGGCUCCCUUGAGUUUGCGGGGCGUGACUUCAAUUAAAGUGAUUUGUGGCCUCUGCUUCUGACACACGAGACGUAAAUAGCGGCCCUGAAUUAUGGUGCUGCUAAAAUAUGUAUACUAGAGCAUAGUCCUCGGCCCACCAGAGGAACGGAAACCGCCUCAAAGUUUGCUAAUUGAAGAGCUCCUUACUUAUUUUGUCUCCGCCCCGAAAAUGCCCAACAAAAUGCCGUCGGCGGAAUCGAAAAUGUCGGCAAUUCGGAUUCCCGGCGAAGAGGCAGUGGAUUUAAUGGAGCCCCAUGAUGGCCGAGCUGAAAAUAAAGAAGAAGAGGCGAGACAGCGGCAGCCAUCAUGGAUGUGAAAGAGAGCGUGCUCUUCGCCUCUCUCGCUCGCGCUCGUGCCUACGGCAGUCCGGUAUUCCACAGCGGCCAUGCUCGCUCCAUGCUGCUCUGCUCGCCACUCACCUGCGACGUCGUCUGUUGUGAAGUUCUUGCGACGUGAGCGACCGAAACUCGGGGCCCCGAAAAUCCAGAGGCCCAAAAAAACAGGAUUGUGAGCGAGCGAGGGGGCGGAGGAAUUUCUACGAGGUUUCUGCGAC
Messenger RNA from Drosophila simulans, 1569 nucleotides. RefSeq lists its product as uncharacterized. The record is from RefSeq and is a predicted model, not a curated record. Lineage: Eukaryota; Metazoa; Arthropoda; Insecta; Diptera; Drosophilidae. The transcript has 2 exons. The coding region runs from base 219 to 947 and encodes 242 amino acids.